CUUGCAUCGAGCAACAACCCCUCACACAGCUGGGUGUUAUAAAGUGACUUACAGUUAAGUGGAUUCUCCAACACGGAUUAUUUUUAAGAGCUGCCAAGAUGACAUUACAAUUUAAAGAUGCCUUUUGGGGUGUGGAUUUCAUCAGUAAUAUUGGGUAUGAGACUAUCAUGCAGAGGUUAAGUGAUGGUCGACGGACAUGCAAAGACAUGGAGGAGCUCUUGAAAAUGAGGGCAUCAGCAGAGGAGAAAUAUGGCAAGGAGCUGGUCACAAUUGCACGCAAGGCUGGAGGUGUAUAUGAGAUCAGCACUUUGAGAACAUCCUUUGAUGAGAUGAAAACACAAAUUGAAAACAUAGGGAACUUGCACAUUCAGCUGUCAAGCUUCCUAAAGGAUGAGGUUAAGAGAAUGGAGCAGUUCAGAGAGCGACAGAAAGAACAGAGAAAAAAGGUACUCAGAAGAAGCUUGUUUUCCUCAUUUGCAUAUAGAGGAAAUCUAAAAAAGAAGUGUUGUUUUCUGAGUCUCUUUUGUUGUGUAACAUCUUGUUUUUCUCAGUUUGAAGUCGUCAUGGAUAAGGUCCAGAAGUCAAAAGUCUCACUCUACAAGAAAACAAUAGAAUCUAAAAGAUCUUAUGAGCAGCGCUGCAAGGAGGCAGAUGAGGCAGAGCAAACUGCUGAGAAGAUGGGUAAUGCUACAACAGCCACACCCAAACAGAUCGAGAAGAUGAACAACAAAUCUAAACAAUGCAGAGAAGCUGCAGAAGAGGCAGAGAAGCAGUACAUAACAAACAUUGAACAGCUGGAAAAGAUUCGUCAAGAAUGGGACUCAACACACAUCAGCACGUGUGAGAUGUUUCAGCAGCAGGAAGAGGACCGUAUUAGUGUGCUAAGGAAUGCAAUGUGGGUCCAUUGUAAUCAUUUAUCAAUGCAGUGUGUGAAGGAUGAUGAGUGUUAUGACGACGUGAGGAAAACACUGGAAAAAUGUGACAUCAUCACAGACAACAACUGCUUUGUGGAGACGAAAAGCACUGGCUCAACCCCCUCAGCUCCCAUAGAAUACCAAAAUUACUAUGAGAGGGAUGCAAGAGCUGACAGAAAUGGAGGUGCUGGAUUUGUCGGAGGAGUCAUGAAAAGGUUUUCGAAUCUCCUGCAGGGGAACUGUUCGAGUGGCUCCAAAACAAGCAUCAACGAACCAGUUGCACAACCUACCGGUGAACCAUCAGAUGGCGUUUAUGCUUCCAUUCCUGGAUUUCAAGCGUCUCAGCUGAGCAACGAGGAGUACAAGGCUUUGUAUGACUACAUUGCCCAGGGGGAAGACGAGCUGUCUGUAUCUGUCGGGGACGUUGUGAUUGUCAUAGAUCAAGGUGACGACGGCUGGUGGAUGGUGCAGAGGAAUGGACUUACUGGAUUGGUUCCAGGCUCAUACCUUACCAGAGAAUGAGUUUACCUUCCCACAUGCGUAUGAAUACUAAGUUUCCUCAUGCAAUACUGUAUUAUAAACGUUCUGUUAUUUGAAUUUGCCUUAUAGUUCAAUCUUAUUUGCUACUUAUAAUUCUGUUACAUGCAUGAUUAAAGCCCUUAUGAGAAGGAUUUGAAAGGAUCCAACCCUGAGACCUUGAGAGUGAAGGACUGAAAGUAACACAGAGGCUUCACCCAUGUUCAUAGGGAUUGUUUUCCAAUAAACAAAAAUUCAUGCAAUCAAACUAAUUUCAACAAUGCUAAUGUCAAAUAAAAAUUCUACACGUAGGGGCUUUAACAUACAAUGGCAUAAGACAUCAUUUAUUAUGCUGGCUAAAAUGGCACAAACAUAUUCAUACUAGUUUGCCCUUACUGAUGGUGUGGUGAGUGCUCCUCAUUCCAAUGACAGCUGGGGGAUUUACUCAUCUGUCACAGAAGGUCACUGCACUAAAUGUAUUCAUAUACUCUGGUAUUCUUCUCUGAGGUCCUAAAUGUUGGGCAGAAUUAUUGAUUACUAUUCCUAGCCUGUAUAUAUUAUUCCUAUGAUUAGUUAUUGUUUGUAUUCUGAUGUAGAAUAUUUGUUUGUGCAUGCAUUUUUAUUUAUUAAAUAUGAAAGACAAAUACUCAGGUUUUUAUUUGUUUUUAAGCACUGUUAACAUUGUCUUAUCCCCCGCAGCAGCUUUGCUACAGCGGGGAUUCAUUUGACCUUGAGGCAAAACUAAUUUUUAAAAACUACUUUUUUAAUGGUUGAUGACACCACAUUACAAUUAUUUUA
Scomber japonicus (chub mackerel) is the source of this 2228-nucleotide messenger RNA. RefSeq names its product proline-serine-threonine phosphatase interacting protein 1a (gene pstpip1a). Gene Ontology annotation, biological process: actin filament polymerization. The transcript is spliced from 14 exons. The coding region runs from base 99 to 1436 and encodes 445 amino acids. Gene Ontology annotation, molecular function: actin filament binding. The record is from RefSeq and is a predicted model, not a curated record. Gene Ontology annotation, cellular component: plasma membrane; cytoplasm; actin filament. Lineage: Eukaryota; Metazoa; Chordata; Actinopteri; Scombriformes; Scombridae.